Molecule: messenger RNA, 810 nt
Organism: Symbiodinium sp. CCMP2456
Lineage: Eukaryota; Dinophyceae; Suessiales; Symbiodiniaceae
Source: the annotation of a GenBank genome assembly
AUGUCGCAUCCGCCGCGGGACUACUACAAGGUGCUUGGUGUCGAGAAGACUGCUUCCGAUGCGGACAUCAAGAAGGCCUAUCGCAAGCUGGCACUCCAAUGCCAUCCAGACAAGAAUGCUGGCGACAAGCAGGCCGAGGAGAAGUUCAAGGAGCUGGCAGAGGCAUAUGCCACGCUGAGCAACGCCGAGAAGCGCCGCCGCUACGAUUGCGAGGCGGCGAGGCAUUGUGGCACGAAGAGCGGCGACUCUGCCUUUCAAUGGUGGGGCAAGAAGCCCGGCGAGGGCCCAGGAAAUCCUUUCGCCAAGCCGAGCUGGGGUGCUGCCCAGGCCCAGGAGAGAGAGACGGUCCACGGCGGCUACAGUCAUGGCCCAGAUAUCGGCCCUUUUCUUCGGAGGGGCUUCACGUUGCAAGAGGCCACGGGUCUUUUUCAGAGCCUCUUCGGUGGCGACCCUUUCGAUGACUUCAUUGAUGCGAAAGCUCAACAGCCAUUCGAAUGGAGAGGACUGGGACAGCGCGCGUCCAUAUCCAGUGACAAGAAGUCAUGGGAUGUCAAGAUCACGCGUAUCAAGCGGCCAGAUGGCACAGUCCUCAUUGAGCGCACAGACUCUUCGGGCACUACCCAGACGGUAGAAGCAGGACACACUGGUCCACACAGUGGUCCACACGGUGCCAAUGCAGCCGCUGCAACGCCUCCUCGUGAUGCAGGGCCGUGUUUCAGGAGAUCCGGCUCUGGUCGUACCGGCCAGGAGAAGGAGAUGCUGAGACUCUCGCCUGCCGGUGCGGCUAGCCACGUGGUUCCAUUACUGUAG